This is a messenger RNA of Helianthus annuus (common sunflower), 741 nucleotides long. RefSeq lists its product as uncharacterized. The record is from RefSeq and is a predicted model, not a curated record. The coding region runs from base 1 to 741 and encodes 246 amino acids. The transcript is spliced from 3 exons. Lineage: Eukaryota; Viridiplantae; Streptophyta; Magnoliopsida; Asterales; Asteraceae.
AUGACAACAGUGGAUUCGUGUGGGAGGUCCGGUGGUCUAGUUUCACUAUGGGACCCGACAACCUUUUCUUGCAGUGAAGUUAUCAAACACAGGUACUUCCUAUGUGUUUAUGGUGAGCUUAUUCCUUCUGGAACAAGAAUGAAUUUAGUAAAUGUCUACGUGCCAAGUGACGCGACGGCUCAGAAAAAUCUAUCGACAGAGUUGUUAGCACUAAGGAACUCAAGACAAGGAUUGUGGGCGUUUAUGGGGGAUUUUAAUGAUGUUAGACAGUCCGACGAAAGGCUGAAUUCGGAGUACGUGGCGGCAAAUGCUGAUGCUUUCAACGACUUUAUUUUAUCGGAUGCACUACAAGAAUAUGACAUGGGCGGUGCAAAAUUUACCUAUAUAUCAGACCGCGGAGAUAAACUAAGCAAACAAGAUCGAUUUCUGUUUUCAUUCAAUGGGCCUGGUGAUCUAGCUCUUGCUACAAAACUUAGAUGGCUGAAGAGUAAAAUUAAAGAAUGGAUAGUGGUGGAACAAAGAAGGGAGGAAAGGGCCCUUACCGAAGCAGAACUUAGUUUAAGAAUGGAUUGUAAACAGUAUAUGCUGGAGUUUGACAAACAAAGACAGUCGGACACUCGACAGAAAUCCAGAGUAAGGUGGGCGGUUAAGGGAGACAAAAAUACAAGUUUUUUUUUUCACUCGGUGGUGAAUGCCCUUUUUAAGCUCAAACUUAUUCAACGGGGUGUUCAUUGGAGAUGA